This is a messenger RNA of Panicum virgatum (switchgrass), 2589 nucleotides long. RefSeq lists its product as uncharacterized. The transcript is spliced from 5 exons. NCBI's taxonomy places the organism in Eukaryota, Viridiplantae, Streptophyta, Magnoliopsida, Poales, Poaceae. Bases 491 to 2170 code for a protein of 559 amino acids. The record is from RefSeq and is a predicted model, not a curated record.
CUCCCGUGCACCCGCGGUCUCCGCCUCCCACCCCGCCGCUUUUCCAAACUGAAACGGCUCUAUCCAAAGCCCAAAUCCGAAAAAAAAAGGGAGGGUGGAUUUCAACCAGUGCGGCCGGGGCCCGAUCGAUCCCCUUCCUCCCCGCCGCCGCCCGCACACCAACCGACUCCGUCUCCGAACCCAAUCCCCCUUCCCCCCUCUUUCCCCAAUCAGGCAGGCGGCGGCCGGCGGGGAGCGGGGCUCGCGGUCGACGGCCCCAGAUUCAAUUCCUUCCAAACUCUCGCCGGCGGCGCCGAUUCCACGGUGAGUUCCCUCCCCAGUUUCCCCUGGCCGCGGCCGGCCCCGCCCAUUUCCUGCGGAUUAGGGUUCCCGAUUUCGCAUUGACCCCGGUCGUGUCUGGUUGAAUCUGCGGAACCCGGGGUUUGUCGUGGGUCUCGGGAUGCGCUAGCCCCCGGCCUGCCACGGCGAUCGUCUCGUGGUCGGGCGAGCCAUGUCGUGGGGGCGGUUCAACAGCUUCGACCCCUACCAGGGGCCCACCUGGUCGUCGGCGCGGAGGUGCCCCGCGCCGAAGCCCGCGCCUUGCACCGUUGUGCUCCUGGAUGAGGAGGAUGACGGCGACGACUCCUCCGACGCGGAGGUUUUCAUAAUUGAUGGCGCGGUGCCGGCGGUGCCUAGGUGUCGGGCCAGGAAAAGGAACGGCGCGUCUGGUAAUGUGAUCAACAUAGAUGACGAUGAAGACGUGGAUGAGGGUACUGGAUGGGAUAAGGCAGGCCCCAGCACAUCCCGUGCAUCGUCUGGGUCUCCAGCGUCGAUGACACCAGGGCGAGGUUCUCCGGGGAACAGAUACGGGCUGGACAGCACAUCGGACAGCUCCGAGAGCGAUUUGUCUGAUCGGUGGGACUAUGCCACCGAUUAUGGCGGCAGCUCGGAUUGCGAGAUUCUGGAUGACACGGCUGGGACAGCCCGAGAGAUGUGGGAGACAGCUGCUUCAAAGAAGAGGACGCCUCAUGGUGUCAGAGGUACUGCAUUCACGUCAGGUAUGUGGUCGGAGGGUCUCUUUGGUGCAGGAUGCAAUCUAGAUGGCACUAAAUUUUGUGCUACAUGGAAGAAUGGUUCACAAAGUAACAGAGGUGGUACAAAGGAAGCCACUGAACAUGCUCAAAGUAGUGCCAGAGGAGCGAAUGAUGGCCAUGGCUCUUACAGAAAUAGCGGUGCAAAGGAUGUCCCUUCAGAAUAUGCUUCUAAGGGAAGUGUGCAAAAUAAUAAUGGCAGCUCAAACAAUGACUGUGGCCCUGCUUCACCGCCAAAUGCCAAGGAAUGUUCAAAUGGAGAACAAAAGGUCGUUCCUGAAAAAACUUCAGAAGGCUUUAAAUCUCCUUGCCAUAAUUUUGCCUCUGCAAAUAGGGUGUUUCGCGGAAGCUCCUCAGCAGAUUGGAAAGAUAGAAGUCCUCCAAUGUCUGUGAGUACUCCUGAAAAGAUUGAUGAGAAAAUGACUGAAGGUGUAUAUUCACAAAAGGAUAAGUCACCACUGGAAGCUUACAACAACACAGAUAUGUAUUGUGGUGCAACAUCCAGCAAGAGUACUUCUGUAAAUGUCUCUGGAAGUUGCUCUUUGCCUCAAAAGGAUUUGAUACAUGAUCCUGAAGAACUAGGGCAAUUUGCUUCAGUUCAAGAUGCUUCCAUGAUUGGUGUUCGUGAAAAACACAAAGAAUCUAUUGAGUUCAAACAGGCAGCAGAGGAGGAGUGGAAAUCCAGACAGCGGCAGUUACAGAUACAGGCUGAGGAAGCAAAGAAAUUGCGGAAGAGAAAGAAAGCUGAAGCUCAACGGUUGCGUGACAUGGAGAAAAGACAAAAGCAAAGAUUGCAAGAAGUCCGUGAAUCACAGAGAAAGAAUGAAGAAGCUAUACAGCUAAAGGAGCAGUAUCGGGGUGUAGUAAGAAAGGAACUUGAAGAUAUGGAAAGGAGAUACGGGGAUAUGACUUCAAUAUUGCGUGCCCUAGGCAUCUCUGUUGAAGGUGGUGAGGUUAAAGCCUAUAAGCAAGCACUUCUGAAAUUCCAUCCAGAUAGGGUAUCAAGAAAUGACAUUUAUCAACAGGUCAAAGCAGAGGAGACAUUCAAGUUCAUUUCACGACUGAAGGAGAAGCUGCCGCGGUUUUUGCUAACAAUAUAAUCCAGUACCCAAGAUCGCACAAAACAUCUCGAGCGCAUCUCAUUUUUGUGCGUGUCUUUAGUCACAUCCUCCUUUUCGAGGCAGAAAUCUCACCUGCCGGUCAAGACCCAGAGUUCAGAAGAUAUUUAUUGUCGUCCUUAGAAGGAACUAGGGCUUUAGAAUUCGUUAAAUGCAACUUUUUCCCCCUUUCCUUGAAGUGGUAGGGAUUCUUGUUAGCCGUAAACUCUUUUCUUGGGUUGGGAUCGGGAAUUGGUUGUACAGGAGCGAUAACAGAAAGAUCAUUCUCUUGCAGACCAUCUUUCAUGACUUGCUAGUGAUUAGCGCGCCCCCAACAGCCCAUGAGCACGUGUUGUCAGGCUGCCAUAGUUGGGUAGGAUAUGCUUUAUAAUCUGCUAAUUUAAAUUUAGUCGGAUUCCUCA